CUCCUCCCUCCAGGAGGCGUGGCCUGCCUCUCUGCCUGUCUCCCUGCCUUCCGGCGUCGGCGAUGGCGCUGAUCGAGGGCGUCGGGGACGAGGUGACUGCUCUCUUCGGCCUGGUGGGGGCGCUGCUGGUCCUGGCCUUGGCCUGGCUCUCCACGCGCACCGCCGGACCCGCGCCCGCCUCGCCCAACGCCACCGCCUCCUCCGAACAGGAGCCCCCUGGCGGGAGGGAGGUCGCCGCGGCCCCCGACGAGGAGGAAGGGGAGGAGCCUCCGGGCAGCCGCCGGGAAGCGGAAGCGGAAGGGGAGCUCCGGCACCGCGCCCCCCAGGAGAACCCCCCCGCAGGAACAACAACAACAACAACAGCAGCUGCCACCCCGACCGGAAGUGGUGGUGGGGAUGGUGGGUCCUUCGUCCUGCGGCUCAAGUUCCUCAACGACACCGAGCGCCUGGCCAGGGUCCGCCCCGAGGACACCGUCGGAGCCCUCAAGAGGGCCCAGUUCCCGGGGCAGGAGCAGCUGGUGCGUCUGAUCUUCCAGGGGCAGCUGCUGGGGGACGACACGCAGACGUUGGGGGCCCUGCAGCUGAGCGACCGCAGCGUGCUGCACUGCUACAUCUCCUCCCAGCGGCACCGGGCGGAGCACCAGCCCCAGGCGGGAGGGCCCCGCUCGCACCCCGGCCACGGCCCGGCCCUGCAGGUGGGCAGCCUGAUGAUGCCGCUCUUUGUGCUGAUGCUGGGGGGCCUCUGGUACUUCCAGCUCCAGUACCGCCACCUCUUCACCGCCACGGCCACCGCCUGCCUGGCCGGCCUCACCCUCCUCUUCAGCGCCAUGGCCUUCGCCGUCUACCGCAGAUAGGACGGGCGCAGGCGGGGGGGCGGAGGUGGACGGACGGACAGAGUGGCCUCUGAGGAACCCCCACCCACUCCCUGCCUGCCUGCCUGCCUCUGGGCAGCUACAAGGAGGAGGAAGGACAUGCGCUGGAUCCCUCUGCAGCAUUGACUCGGGAUUUGGCCCCUUGCUUGUGCCUCAAAGCAGCUCCUUCUGAAGGGAUCGUGUUGCUAGAGGGCCUCCCUCUUAGGCCUAAAGGGGGUCUUGGGGGGUGGGUCAGGAGGGGGCUGGGCGCUGGCCUUGCCCCCCAAGGAAGAGAGAGAAGGACGUGGGAAGAGAGGCGCCUCUGCCUCGGACUAGGCCUCUUUUGGCAUUAAAGGCAAGCUGUGAAGGA
Molecule: messenger RNA, 1221 nt
Organism: Anolis sagrei ordinatus
Lineage: Eukaryota; Metazoa; Chordata; Lepidosauria; Squamata; Anolidae
Gene: TMUB1
Product: transmembrane and ubiquitin like domain containing 1
Molecular function (GO): protein binding
Source: RefSeq, a predicted model, not a curated record